Molecule: messenger RNA, 3220 nt
Organism: Diaporthe batatas
Lineage: Eukaryota; Fungi; Ascomycota; Sordariomycetes; Diaporthales; Diaporthaceae
Exons: 2
Coding region: 634-2841 (735 amino acids)
Molecular function (GO): protein binding
Source: RefSeq, a predicted model, not a curated record
CCUGUCCUUCCCCAGAAUUCCACCACAACCAACCUGCACACCAGCACACCAGCACACCAGCACAGAGACGGCCAACAGAUAUCCAAUUCUCCUCCUCCUUUGUCACCUGGGUCCCAAACCGCCUGCCCACAGCAACCCCCUCUUUGACCCCCCUCCACCCCCCUUGGCGACAGACAGAUAUCUAUCUCAGUACCGACCCGACGGCCUAGGGCUCACCUCGCCCUCUCCCUCUCCCACCGCAGUUCGCGAACACGCAUAGUCUCCAUCCGCCAGGUCUCCACCACAGUCCCCCUGUAUCGGCCUUGUUAGCAAGACGCAACUCAGACAGACGCAGGACCACCGACGACGACACGAGGACAGGGACAAGCACGGGGCCGAGACACGGCCAAGGCGCUUCGUCACAGCGAAGUACAUCCAGUCUGCCAGUGAGGCUCGAAACCGACAAGCCUGUCAACAUUCCCCGACAGCACGCCAUCACGUACCUGCUGCCGAAGCUCUGCUACACGUCUCUCCAAUGGAAGCAUAAUUUGAUAACUGGCGCAAUAUUCUCCCAAAAGCAUUGGACAGGAACGUCCCCGCGGCCCCUGUCCUGCACCAGCGCCUCCCCCAUCCUGGCCUUCUCGCACAGAUACCAUGGAGCCUCCAUCCACUUCUCCGACCGACACUCCUCGUCGUGCCUCGCAGGAAAAUGACGCCUCCCUGCGCCCCGAUGGCGCUACCCCCACAACCCAGUACAGACCCGGUACUCGCCCACGUUUCCCAACCAGUCCACCACACACCGAGGACGGUGAGGUAGAGCCUGCCUCCGGGGCCAACGAUACAAAAUUCAACAAGCUACUCAACUGCGACAGGAGACGGCCAGAGGAGGAGCAGGAGGACAAGUCCCGCCUCGUCAACAUGUCGUCCACCCUGGUCGGCAAAACAGUCACCCCCUUCCUCAGGGAACAUGUCCCGAGCUUGUACGCCCCCGUGUCCAAGAUCGAGUCCGCCCACCCGAACGAGCCAUCGAGGCAAAAGGAGUACAACAGCAAGUUCUGCUACCGACAUCGACCAGACUCGAAAUGCCGGAAGGCUGCCGAUGAGAACAAGAUGGCCAUGAUCCAGAGUGAACUCGAGAAACUCCCACAGGCCGACCAACAGGCUAUUACCCACGUCUGGAGCCUCUUCUCCGCUGCACCAUCAAAACACAGAGAGCUCAUGAUCCAGGGUAUUCUGUCCUCGUCCUGCUUCCCGCAGCUGAGCCUAGUCUCCCGAGAGGUCCAGUCCCAGCUAAAGAUCGACUUCAUCUCCGCGCUGCCCAACGAGAUCUCCAUCAAGAUCCUGUCUUCCCUGGAUACCGUGUCACUCUGCAAGGCGGCCCAAGUAUCUCGCCACUGGCGAGUUCUGGCAGAUGACGAUGCGGUCUGGCACCGGAUGUGCGAGCAACACAUUGACAGGAAAUGCACAAAGUGCGGGUGGGGCUUGCCUCUACUCGAGCGGAACAGGCUGCGCAACUGGACUCGACAACGGCGUCUCGCAGCAAGCCAGAAAGAACCAUCAGAGCAUGUCAUGCCUCUCUCGCCACCAACACUACCUCUUCCCAAUACACCCAAAACGCCGGCAUCUCCAAAGAGAAACGCCAGUCCUUCGGCAGAGGAUGCGCCCUCGAAACGUCAGUGUGUGUCUCGGGUUGGCUCCGGCGAGAACGCCGUCGAGCACAGACGCCCCUGGAAGGACGUCUACCGUGAUCGUUGGCAGAUUGGUGUCAACUGGAAGCUGAUGCGGUAUACCCAAAAGACGUUCAAGGGGCACACCAACGGAGUCACAUGCUUGCAAAUCUGGGACGACACCACCCUCGCUACUGGUUCUUACGACAACACCAUCAAGAUCUGGAACUUGGAAACCGGCGAGGAAGUCCGAACAUUGAAAGGACAUACGCGGGGGAUCCGCUCUCUCCAGAUGGACGACACCAAGUUGUUGAGUGCUAGUCUGGACGGGACUGUCAAGGUCUGGAAUUGGCGCACGGGCCAGUGUAUGCGGACCCUCUCCAACUCGGACGGCGUCAUCUCUGUGCAUUUUCAGGAUGAGUUGGUCGCCACUGGCAGCAUUGACCACACGAUCCGGGUCUACAACUUCUCCAACAAAGAAGCCUUUUGCCUGAAGCAUCAUGACGACUGGGUCAACAACGUCAAAGUGGACACCAACAGCCGCACCUUGCUGUCCGGAUCAGACGACUGUACUGUCGUGCUCUGGGAUCUCGAUACACGCAAAAUCAUUCGCGAGUUUAUUGGCCAUGUCGGCCAUGUGCAGCAAGUUCUGGGACUGCCGGCCGACUUCGAGCCAGACGAGGAUCCGGCCACCGCUGGCCAAGACCCCGCCGAGACGAUGUCUAUUUCUAGCGGACACAGCUCGUCUUCGGCACCAGCCCAUCCUGACUCUGGCUCCAGCAACCCCGAGCUUGAACUCCGCGCCUCCUACGGGCCGGGGUUCAUCAACCAACCCGAUCGUCCUCUGCCUGCUCGGUACAUACUGUCGGGUGGACUCGACGCCUCACUAAAGCUGUGGGACACUUCGACUGGCCGCGUGAUUCGAAACCAGUGGGGUCACCUCGAGGGCAUCUGGUCUGUGGAGUGCGACAGUCUCCGCAUGGUGACCGGCGCGAACGACAGCCUGGUCAAGACCUGGGAUCCGCGGUCUGGCCGGUGCACAGGCACCUUUGCCGGGCACACGGGCCCUGUUACAUCUGUCGCAGUUUCAGACGCUCUUAUGGCGUCGGGGAGCGAGGAUGGAGAAGUCAAGUUGUAUAAUUUCAAGCUGAGUGAUGGGUGCAGACGAUCCACAAGCCCUGGGGAGACAUCAUAAUGAUGUUGGACGUAGGGACAUGGGGGAGCAUUGCGAUCGGAGCCUAGCUUUUCUUGUUCUUUUUUUGUUUCUUUCUGUGUUUUGGGGCGCGCUUAUACCACUAUGUUUCGAUUGGGAGCUAUCAGGGCCAGGCACAGGCACGGGUGGCAUAGGACAAAGGCGUAAAGGGGUUUGCAAUUAUAAUAACAUCCGACCACUCGGCGGUCAAAAAUUGGUGUUACGGAGAACAGGCCGGCACGCAAAAAAAAACAAAAACAUUCUCGGGACCAAGCAUUCUGAUAGGCGUUUGAGCACUCUCGGGUUGGAUCAUGAGGGGUUGGGAAAGCCUGGGGACGGCUUGCUCGGGUUUAUAGCUUGUUGCAAUUCAAUAAUCCACGCA